Molecule: messenger RNA, 967 nt
Organism: Telopea speciosissima
Lineage: Eukaryota; Viridiplantae; Streptophyta; Magnoliopsida; Proteales; Proteaceae
Exons: 6
Coding region: 37-810 (257 amino acids)
Source: RefSeq, a predicted model, not a curated record
UCCCUGUCUUCUGCACUUCUUCAAUCGUUGGAGAAAAUGGCAUUAGAAGGUCAGUUUCUGCAAAACGUGGUUGUGUUAAGGCACGGCGAUCGGAUUGACGAUGUAGAUCCCUUAUGGACAGUAUCGGCUCCCCGGCCUUGGGAUCCAUACCUGACGGAAGGGGGUAGGACCCGAGCAUUUUCCACCGGAAGAAAACUGAGAGAGAAGUUUGGGUUCCCUAUUCACAGAGUCUUUACUUCUCCUUUCACCCGUUGCCUCCAGACUACUACUGAGGCCGUCUCUGCUCUCUGUGCUGUUCAUGAUGAUGGUUCCCAGGUUAACGGCGAUAACAUAGAAAUCGAUCCUUCAAAACUAAAGGUCUCUAUUGAGUAUGGAUUGUGUGAGCUCCUAAGUUCUGAAGUCAUCAAAACUGAAUUUCUACCAAAAGAUGGCAACUUUGUUUAUGAAAUGUCAAAGCUUGAAGAGAUGUUACCAGCUGGGACAGUGGAUAGCUCUGUUGAACCUGUUUACAAAGAGUUUCCAAAGUGGGGGGAGUCGAGAAUGGAUGCUAGGGACCGAUAUAAACGGGUUAUUAAGGCCCUUGCAGAUAAAUAUCCUCAUGAGAACUUGUUGCUUAUCACACAUGCUGACGCACUUGUCGGUUCUAUCACUGCAUUACUUGAGGGUGUAACCAUAUCUGGAGGAGAUUAUUGUGCAUAUAUGCAUUUCAGAAGACUAGCCUCCAUCAGUGAUUGCGAGACAUUAAGUGCCAAAGAGUUUGAAUUAAUCGCCGAUUUCGGCAUUCGUUACAGUAUUGUGGGUACCUCUUAGCAAGUUAAUGCAGGCUUCCCUCUGCCAUUGCCUGAUUCUUUUCUUACAAGUUAAAGAACCAGUGUUCAAUGGGAGAUUUGUGUUCCUCAAAAUAAUCACUCAUUUUUUUUUCAGAAAGAAUUUGUGAAAUUUAUUUUGCUUUCUGUUCUUACUACUU